Symbiodinium necroappetens is the source of this 1905-nucleotide messenger RNA. The record is from the annotation of a GenBank genome assembly. Lineage: Eukaryota; Dinophyceae; Suessiales; Symbiodiniaceae.
AUGCUGGUGACAUCUCCAGCUUCAGACUUCCUCCGCACAACCAGGGCCCCUGGCAUUGUCGGGCUUGGCGGUGCCCCAAGCACUUCCCGCGACGAAAUGAGACAGCUACUGCACAGAGGACAAGGUUUUCUCCUGCAGGCUUACCGGCAGACCAAGGCAUCAGCGGGGACGUCGGGGCUGAGCAGCAUGUACGGUCUCUUCACGUUGAUGGGUCAAGCCGAGGUCCCCCUUCUUGAGCUGUUGGACCGCCUGGACAGCCAAGUCCUCGAGGAGAUCUACUUGCCGGACUCAGUGACCCACAGCGCCUCUCCCUUCUAUGUGCACGUGCUGCCAACGCGGAAUGUAGAGUCAAAUCACGUGCGGACGUUCUUCAACCUGCAUUGUGACCAAACCUUCAAGGACCUCGUUUCGGAGCAUCGAAGCCUACUGCGGCCGUUAAAGGUCGUGGAGAUCGGCAGCCAUUUGGGAGGCUGCAUUUUAUGGGCCUUGACACACCUGCCAGAACAGACCCGUGGCCUUGCUGUGGAUGCCUACCCUCCCGCAGUCGCUGCACUGCGUCGCACUGUGCAACAGAACCAUUUGUCAGACCGUCUGGAGGUAGUUGAAAGCUUCGUGUGCCUCCGUGACGGAAAAGAUGGAAGACAUUUUGUGGUGUCACAUCGCCAAACCGGCAAGCACCUGGUGCAACCAGCAUGGGAGGAGGUCACCGAUGAGGUGGUGGCUUCUGAUGCAAGUCAGGUGGAAUGCACGAGUCUUCAGGCGCUUCUGGAAGAACAGCACAUCGAACAGGUUGACAUACUUCGGAUACAUGUCCUGGGGCGCGAAUUCGAUGCUCUCCGCUCUGCCGAGAAGUUCUUGCGAGCUGGAAAGGUCAAAGCCCUUGCAAUCUCCGUCUCCAAGGAGAGCAUCGAGCUCGAGGCCAUGGCAACCCCCUCAGCUGUUGGUUCUGGGUACAUUCUACAGCUGGAAGGAUUUGCCAACUUGGACGUCCAGAACAUCUUCCGAGCACAGCAGCAGUGUUCAGACGAUGAUUGCCAGAUAUCCACGGUAAUUUGCAGCAGCCAAGAGGAGGCAAGCCUGCGCUGGUUCUCUACGGAGGAUGCUUCUGGAGAGUCCUUGACGUUCGGCAAGGGAUGCCCAGUGCUAAGGGCUGGCGGUCUUCUUUGUGCCAUUGCUGUGGGCUCACUGCUAUGUGAAGGCUUCGUUAGAAGCCCAGAAACGGUCGUGCCACGCAGAGCUGCGGCCGCAGCCUCGCACCGGAGUCGGCGAUGCGUUGUUGAUGCAGUCGCCUGGUUUGCAGCGGCCGGUGUUACAGAAGCGACAGCAGCACCCAUUCAGUUCAACGCGCAGUUGGCUGGGGACUUGAGCGAGGCCCAGAAACGAAGCAUCAAGGCAUACCUUGAGAAGAACAAGGAUGCUCCGACUGUUGAUGUGGUCAUUGGUGAGCGGCCGAUGAAGGUCUACGUGAAGCCGACGGCUGAGGAGCUCAGGCACGAGUGGCAAGUGUACGUCCUGAUCUCGGCGAUCGUCUUAUUGAUGCGGAGACAGCAGCGAAGAUGGUUCAGGACUGCAAGCACGGAGCCAAGCCAAGUCUCCGACCUUCCCACCACACGCGAUGCGCUCCAGGACGGGGCUGUCCUCGUGGACGUUCGCACACGCGAAGAGGUCUUGGAGCAGACCGGAGGCGAGCUUCCCAAGGUCGCUGCUUUGGUGCCCCUGGACGAGUGGGCAGGGCGCGCUCCGCCGCCGCUCAUGCGAGGCAAGAAGGUCAUCCUGACGUGUUUCCACGGCAACAAGAGUGUGCUGGCUUGGGAAUCUUUGCGCUCCCAGUUCGUGGAUGCCUAUGUGCUGGACGAUGGGGUUGCGGGCUGGAAGGCUGCAGGUUUGUCUACACGCACAGUUUGA